Molecule: messenger RNA, 231 nt
Organism: Phytophthora nicotianae INRA-310
Lineage: Eukaryota; Oomycota; Peronosporomycetes; Peronosporales; Peronosporaceae
Exons: 1
Coding region: 1-231 (76 amino acids)
Source: RefSeq, a predicted model, not a curated record
AUGCGGGUAUCGCCGGCGCUGGUGCACGUUGUGGAACGCGCGAGCCUGGUGCCCGUAUCGGCGUUGCUUGUCGAGGCGUAUGCAGUUGACGUCUGGACACCGGCGAAGUUCGUUCUUGUGGUGAAUCUAGUCGAGGAGAGAUUCGAAGAGCUAGAGGCGACUGGACACGUGUUGGAGUACGAGCGCGCAGUGGGUAUGGUGAUACUCGCCGUGUAUGAGCUUGUUGUGUAG